GAUUUUCACUUUCUGUUACGUGAAAAACUAGUCCCCGUACUCGAUCACUGGAUCGGGGUUACGCUUCCACGAAGAAUAUCAACUGGAACCGAGAGGAAUAAAAAGUGGCAGCUCAAAUGCCAAAACCUUCACCUUUACGCGAGAUACGGAUAUUGCGCGAGUACUCGAUACUCGGACCAUGGUGAUGUGGUUGGAUGCGGGAAUGGACGAUCCGCCUGUGGUGUUGAGUUUCAUAAAAUAAAAAGUGCUACUGUAAUUGAAGUUCUGGAGAAAAAAAAUGAGUGCUUCGAAUAGAGACAUCCAGCGAUUUCGAUAGGCUGUUACUUAACACGGGUCAUGUUGGACGUAUACGCGGUUGUACUGGACAAAAAAUAGAAAAUAUGCAAAGCGAAAGAGUACACGAGAAGGCAAACAGAGAGAAACACUGUAUUUACGGCCACGAAAAUUUUGUCUUCGUUCACAUUCAAAUAGUGCACACACAAACGGUACAGCGAGUGGAGGAUAUUUGGAAACCUGAGGCUGAAAAAAAUUUAGAAAGAUCGAAUGUGCUCAAACAUAAUGUACUGAUCGAUUUUCUAUUUUCUCGCCUUGAAGAAAUGGCGACAAAAUUACUCAAUUUUACAAUCCGUGCGUUCCAUGGCUUUCGCAGUUUGUGAAAUUUUGUGAUUUCAAUUGCUGUGCCAAGUGCUUUCCAAAUCCUAUUUUGCUUUGAAACCAUUCACUCAAUCACAAUUGAAACUUUAAAUAUAUUUUUACGCGGGACUGAAACAUACAGAAAAGUUUUCUAGGUUUCAAUACAGAUAUAUGAUUACGAGAAAUGUUGAUGUAAAGAGCGAGAAAAAUAGUGAAAGGAAUUGAAUGCGCGGGAAAGACGAAUCGCGAAAAUAGUGCUUCGUUCAGAAUACUAGAGGAGAUAGUUAAACUGUAUGCAAUAUACCGAAGUGGAUUACUGAGAAGCUUGCCCGACGGGAAGAGCUUUCGGCGUAAGGAUCGAUCGCCUGACGACACCGGAAUAAGCUAAAUCCUUUAAGUUCCAGGAUAACUGCAAGGCGCGUUUGCCGAGAGGAUGUCUGCUAUCAGACAUCGCCCUCUGGCAGCACAGAACGAGAGCGAUGACAACUUCUCGGAUGACGAAAGUACCCCGCUAACCCAGGAAAUCUAUGGAGGAAGCCAGCGCACCGUACAGGAAACGAAAGGAUGGGACGUCUUUCGAGACCCUCCGAUCAAGGAGGACACCGGCUCGAUGGCCGACACGGCCUGUCUCGAGAUGAUGAUCAAAAUCAUGAAAAUCCUAGCAUACCUCGUCACUUUCGUGAUCGUGCUAACCGGUGGCGUGGUUGCCAAAGGGAGCAUCCUUUUUAUGUCCUCACAGCUGCGACGGGAUCGUAAGAUCACCUACUGCAACAGAGACCUGGCCCGAGACAAACAGUUCGUGGUGUCACUGCCCGAGGAAGAACGGAUAGCAUGGAUGUGGGCGAUAAUGAUAGCAUUUUCGGUCCCCGAGAUCGGUGCCUUCAUUCGAUCCACCAGAAUAUGUUUCUUCAAAUCGAUGAAGAUGCCACUGAAAUCUCACUUCCUACUGGUGUUCCUGAUGGAGUCAUUCCACACGAUCGGUUUGGUGCUUUUGUUUUUCGUUGUCCUGCCGGAAGUUGACUCAGUGAAAGGAGCCAUGUUGACCAAUUGCCUCUGCGUGAUACCGGGAAUGCUCGGACUUUUCUCACGAACAAAUAAGGAAGGAAAGCGUGCCGUGAAAACAAUCGUAGAUCUGGCAGCUCUCGCAGCGCAAAUAACUGGCUUCAUUGUGUGGCCAUUACUGGAAAACAGACCUAUGCUAUGGAUGAUCCCUGUUUCAGCAGUGCUAAUUUCAUGCGGCUGGUGGGAGAACUAUGUCUCAGCGCAGAGUCCAUUCGGCUUUAUCCGAUCGAUGGGACGCGUCAAAGAAGAUCUUAAACAGACACGCUACUUCACCUACAUGUUGUUGUCAAUCUGGAAAAUUAUACUAUUUUUCUGCUUCGUUUUAGUGAUUCUAUUCAUACAAGGCAAUGAGGUAGCAAAUCUCUUCACCAUGUUUGGUAUCGGUUUCGGUCCGCACAAAAUCGUCGUGGAGGAAGUAAAUGUGGCAUUCAGUUCGGCUCUUCCAGAUCUUGUCGAGGCAUCACAAGCCGGUGACACUAUAGAUAUUGACGCUUCGUACAAUACGGUCGUCUAUGUGUUGAUAAUCCAAAUUUUGGGUGCAUAUCUCUGUUACAUUUUCGGCAAGUUCGCCUGCAAGAUCCUGAUUCAAGGAUUCAGCUACGCGUUUCCAGUGAAUCUCACGAUCCCAGUUUCAAUUUCCCUCCUAAUUGCCGCCUGUGGAAUCAGAAAUGAUGAUCCAUGCUUCUUCCAUGGUACAAUCCCGGACUAUCUGUUCUUCGAGAGUCCUCCAGUGUUCAGGUUGAGCGACUUCGCUUCCCGGCAGAUGGCCUGGGCCUGGUUGCUGUGGCUUCUCUCGCAAACCUGGAUCACACUGCACAUCUGGACGCCAAAGUGCGAACGUUUGGCCAGCACUGAGAAACUUUUCGUUACUCCGAUGUACAACGCACUGCUGAUCGAUCAAUCGAUGGCAAUGAACAGAAGGCGCGAUGAUCAAGCAGAUGUCAAGACGGAAGAUUUAGCUGAAAUUGAGAAGGAGAAGGGUGACGAGUAUUACGAAACUAUUUCGGUUCACACGGACGGCUCGGCACUUCCGAGACCAAGUGUGAAGUCCUCCGAUCACAUUACAAGAAUCUACGCUUGUGCGACACUGUGGCAUGAAACGAAGGAGGAGAUGAUGGUGUUUUUGAAAUCGAUUAUGAGAAUGGAUGAGGAUCAGUGUGCAAGACGGGUAGCGCAGAAGUAUCUGAGAAUUGUGGAUCCGGAUUAUUACGAAUUUGAGACUCACAUUUUCUUCGAUGACGCGUUCGAAAUUUCCGAUCACAGCGAUGAUGAUAUUCAGUGUAACCGAUUCGUGAAAAUUCUAGUGGACACCAUCGAUGAAGCUGCGUCAGAGGUUCAUCAGACCAACAUACGAUUGCGACCACCGAAAAAAUACCCAACACCAUACGGAGGACGGUUGGUGUGGACUUUGCCCGGAAAGACCAAACUUAUCUCACAUCUUAAGGAUAAAGAUCGCAUUCGACAUCGUAAGCGUUGGUCUCAGGUCAUGUACAUGUACUACCUUCUCGGACAUCGUCUCAUGGAACUACCGAUUUCGGUCGAUCGUAAAGAUGUUAUGGCUGAAAAUACUUAUCUACUAACACUGGACGGAGACAUCGAUUUCAACCCGAGCGCUGUCACAUUACUGGUGGAUUUGAUGAAGAAAAAUAAGAAUCUGGGAGCCGCUUGUGGACGCAUUCAUCCCAUCGGAUCCGGUCCUAUGGUGUGGUAUCAGAAAUUCGAAUACGCUAUUGGUCAUUGGCUGCAGAAGGCCACCGAACAUAUGAUUGGCUGUGUACUUUGUAGUCCUGGAUGUUUUUCUCUUUUCAGAGGUAAAGGUCUGAUGGACGAUAAUGUUAUGCGUAAAUAUACCACCCGUUCCGAUGAAGCUCGGCACUACGUACAGUACGAUCAGGGAGAGGAUCGUUGGUUAUGUACGCUACUUUUACAGAGAGGUUAUCGUGUCGAAUAUUCAGCUGCUUCUGAUGCGUACACUCACUGCCCGGAAGGAUUCAACGAGUUCUACAAUCAACGUCGUCGUUGGGUUCCGUCCACCAUCGCCAAUAUCAUGGAUCUGCUUAUGGAUUAUAAACGAACGAUCAAGAUUAACGACAACAUCUCGUUGUUGUACAUCUUCUACCAAACGAUGUUGAUGGGUGGUACUAUCCUUGGCCCGGGAACGAUUUUCCUUAUGUUGGUGGGGGCUUUCGUCGCUGCGUUUAAGAUUGAUAACUGGACUUCGUUCUAUUACAACAUCAUACCCAUAUUAUUGUUCAUGUUGGUCUGUUUCACGUGUAAAUCAAACAUACAGCUGCUCCUGGCGCAGAUUCUGUCUACGGUAUAUGCCCUUAUCAUGAUGGCAGUCAUUGUCGGUACGGCAUUGCAGUUGGGCGAGGACGGUAUCGGAAGUCCAUCGGCUAUUUUCUUGAUUGCAAUGACGGGGUCGUUCUUCAUAGCAGCGUGUCUUCAUCCGCAGGAAUUCUGGUGUAUCGCAUCUGGUAUAAUCUACCUGCUUUCCAUUCCAUCUAUGUAUCUGCUGUUGAUUCUUUACUCGAUCAUCAACUUGAACGUGGUCUCCUGGGGAACCCGUGAGGUUGUGGCGAAGAAGACCAAAAAAGAAAUGGAACAAGAGAAAAAAGAAGCAGAGGAGGCUGCCAAAAAGGCGAAACAAAAGUCUCUACUUGGGUUCCUCCAGGGUGGUACUGGAUCCAACCCCGACGAGGAAGGAUCCAUUGAGAUUUCCAUCGCCGGACUGUUCCGUUGUUUGCUGUGUACUCACGGCAAAACAACCGAUGAAAAGGCCCAGCUGAUUCACAUUGCUGAAGCACUCGGAGACAUCACGAAGAAGAUCGAAACGCUGGAGAAACACAUAGAUCCACACGGACAUCACAAUCGGAAGCGCACAGUGUCAUCCGGAUCGAAGGAAAAUCAUCUUGGAUCGGUUGCUGAAGACACCGAAGAAGACGACGAAGAAUCGGAAUCGGAAACAUCCACUCUGCAGAGAAAUGAACGCGAUUUCCUAACCAAUCCCUAUUGGAUAGAGGAUCCUGAUCUGAAAAAGGGAGAAGUUGACUUCAUCUCUAGCACCGAGAUACAAUUCUGGAAGGAUAUGAUUGACCAGUAUCUGUACCCAAUCGACCAGAAUAAGGAGGAACAGGCACGUAUUGCACACGAUCUGAAGGAACUGCGUGAUUCGUCCGUUUUCGGAUUCAUUAUGAUUAAUGCCCUCUUCGUACUGAUAGUAUUCUUGCUUCAGUUGAACAAAGAUCACAUUCACGUCAAAUGGCCGUUGGGUGUUAAAACUAAUAUCACCUACGACGAAGCAACGCAGGAGGUUCAUAUCUCGAAGGAAUACCUCCAGUUGGAACCGAUCGGAUUGGUGUUUGUGUUCUUCUUCGCGUUGAUUCUUAUAAUCCAGUUCACCGCUAUGUUGUUCCAUCGUUUCGGCACUCUGUCCCAUAUUCUUGCCUCCACCGAGCUCAACUGGGGCUGCAAUAAGAAACCCGAGGAGCUCUCACAGGAUGCACUAAUAGACAAGCACGCGGUGGAGAUCGUCAAGAAUCUUCAGAGGCUCCAGGGUAUAGAUGGAGACUAUGAUAACGACUCUGGCAGCGGACCGGAUAGAAUAGCGCGCCGGCGAACGAUCCAGAACUUGGAGAAGGCACGCCAGCCGCGGCGACAGAUUGGUACGCUGGACGUGGCCUUCAAAAAACGUUUCCUCAAAUUGACGGCCGACGAGAACAACAGCGGAACGCCAAUCCUAACACGAAGAAUGACGAUGCGCCGGGAAACUAUACGCGCCCUGGAGGUACGCAAGAACUCGGUGAUGGCCGAGAGGCGGAAAUCACAGAUGCAGACGCUAGGGGCUAACAACGAAUAUGGAAUAACUGGAGUCACCAACACGAAUAAUAAUGUACCGCCGCGUCCCACGCGAAUUUCGAACGCUGGAGUUAGCGUGAAGGAUAUCUUCAAUGUCAAUGGAGGACCUGGUGGUGAAAUCUACGGUGUGACGGGGCAAGUCAACCAAGCCUACGAACCGGUGAUUGAAGAUGACGAUCGCAACUCUCUGAGACUGCAAACUCGCAAUCAAGUCACAUGGAGCAACAACAACGGGCGUCUGUGAUAGAAGUUUUUCGGUGAGAUCGAUACACUCCCGUUUUGGAUGUGUUCCUAGGGAUAAGAAACGAAUUGGAAGAGAUGGAAGAUGAUUCAAUCGAAAACGUGUAAACUCAUUUUUCACAGUUUAACUCAAUGCUAACUGCUUCAGUUGAAAAAAAAACAAACAACUGCCCUUUUUUGUACAACAGAGGAAAAAACAUUUGACUAUUAUGAACUGCCAAUUGAUAUACUCACGUUUCGAAACUUGACCAGAAGGAUCAUCUUCGAACGAAGCAAUACUCAAUAGUUUAAACACUAACGUAGCAUUAAAUGAAAGAAGAAAAAACAUAAAAAACAACUCUUCUAUUUCGAUUCGAAAAGAUUGAGCUAAAUCUAAUGCUUUGGGUUGAAUGAAAAAAUUAUUGAAACGUUGCAAAUGAAACUGAUUUCGAGUCGCCUAUAACAUAUUUAUUUGUGUAAGAAUAAAGUCAAUUUUAGGCCCCAUACUUCUUUCGUUUCCGACCUUCACAAACAAGUGCAACGACUACUAAUAUAUAUCUUAUUGUAAAUAUGCCUAUCAUUUCAUUGAAAUUAUGUUAUUUUCCCCGGUACACUUUUUUUUGUAUAUCACCCAUGUUUUGUCAAACGAAGGUUUUUUUUAGUAAAUCUCAAAAUUUCUGCGAUACAGAAUGAAAAAAAUAUUAUACAUAUUUUUACGGUA
Toxorhynchites rutilus septentrionalis is the source of this 6493-nucleotide messenger RNA. RefSeq names its product chitin synthase chs-2 (gene kkv). The record is from RefSeq and is a predicted model, not a curated record. The coding region runs from base 1067 to 5797 and encodes 1576 amino acids. Lineage: Eukaryota; Metazoa; Arthropoda; Insecta; Diptera; Culicidae. The transcript is spliced from 12 exons. Gene Ontology annotation, molecular function: chitin synthase activity. Gene Ontology annotation, cellular component: cell periphery; cell septum.